This is a messenger RNA of Astrephomene gubernaculifera, 512 nucleotides long. Lineage: Eukaryota; Viridiplantae; Chlorophyta; Chlorophyceae; Chlamydomonadales; Astrephomenaceae. The record is from the annotation of a GenBank genome assembly.
GUCAGCCUGGCAGCUGCUGCUAGAGGCGACACGCGUUGCGGACUGGGUGCGACCCAUGGUUCCGUUCGCGCGGGAGCCGCAAACGGGUCUACAUGUGGUGCUCAUCGUGGCGCAAUGGGGGUGCAGGGCACUGCUGGACUUGGCCAGUGGCAGAUCGCUGACGGCGAAGCCGCGCGAGUGGAACCCCUUUGACCCACGGGUCGGCAUGCGGCCCCUUACCUUCCUGACCCUCCUGGAGCGUUUCUCCCUGCUAGCGCUGGCAGUGACCACCGGCGGAAUGAACAACCUGGUCGUACCGGUAUCUCUGGUGCUCGACCACAUGACGCAACCGGGCCUGGCAGAGCUGUUCACCUACACCAUGCGACAUGUCCCACGGGUCACCCCUGCCUCCAUGCACGCCCUGCAUGCAGACCUGUGCCGCGUAUGUGAUGUGCUAUGUGACCUAAUCUGCAACCCGCAACGGUUGGUGGAGCAGCAAGCGAGCGGGCAGGUCUCCACAGCAGCAGCAGCAG